UCCCUACAUACGUUUAGUGCCUUCGUAUGAAUAAUGCGCGACGCAGAGCGCAGUGUCAUUUACUAAUUUUGAUAAUUGGUCUUAUAUGACGUUUAAACAAAUACGAUUAAUUUCGACUCGCAAUAACUGGAAAGAUAGAUAUCGAUAAAAAACAAUCUCUUUAUCUAAUUAUAAAUUAUAUAUAUGUGAAAUGAUAUUAUCUUAUAACAAGCAAGAUUUCAAAUGACAAUGUAUAAAUCUAAAAAAAGUAUUUAUACACAUAGAUAGUUUAUAAAAGUGUAUAUAUGCAUAUAUUUGUAAUAUAAAAUUUAUAUACAUAUAUUUAAUUAAAAUAUGGAAACAACAGAAAAUAUUUAUAAGUCAUGAAAGAGCGCAUGAAUAUAUAUAAAUUGAUAAAAUAUAACAGAGAAGAAUUAGAUAUUAACUUUAAAUUGUGAAUUAUGGAGGAAAAUAAUCAUCGCAAGAAUAAGAUUUGCAAUUUAUUCGGAAAUGUAAAUAAAGUGAACAAUGCGGCGGAAAAAAUCAGCAAACAGAAAGUGAUGAAAAUAAGAUCGGAGUCGCAUAAGAAUUCUCUCUGGAUGCUUCCGGUGUUAAUAAUAUUUUUCAAGCUUAUCGGUCUCGCUACGUUCACCCAUCGUAUUGACACAUCGAAAAAGAGGACGUUAUAUACAUUCCAGUAUUCCGAAUAUGGUAUCGUCUACAACACAGUGCUAAUCAGCUUAACGGUCGCUUCGAACUAUCUGUCGAUACCAUACAGAAUUAACCUGAAGUACGAGAACAAGACGAAUUUGACCGUGGCCAUCGAGCUUGUACAAACUAUACUCGGCACCAUCGUGAUCUGCACGAUUCUGCUCUUCUAUUGCGUCGACCAGAAAUUCUUCGUGCGGAUAAUAAAUCGAUUGACGGAUGUUGAGCAUGAGAUUGAUCAUCUAUAUCGUCUGUAUAAUCCGCUGCGACGACAGCGUGUCUUGUGUACCUUGAUCAUCGUCUGCAUCUUGAACAUUUGCCUGCUGAUCGUUCUCCUGAUCACCGAAGUUCUGGCCUUCCACUCGAGCCCGAUUUCCUGGCUGUCGGACAUCUUGCCGACAUUUCAUGUGGGGUGGAUGAUAAUACAGUAUUUUAUGCUGGUCACGAUUAUCCAGGCGGACUUCGCCGACGUGAAUCGGGCGAUAGAGGACUUGUCCAGGGUCAGCACACCGGAUUUUCGACCGCAGUCCUUCUGUCAGACGCGCCGCGUCAUCGUCAGCAACUCUAUCGUUCGUCAGCUGCUGCAAUUGCGAGAUGUGCAUUGUCAUCUCUGCGAGAUCUCGGGGAACGUGUCGGAUUUUUACUCAUUGCCAAUACUGUUCGGCGUCACUUUCCUUUUUUUGUCACUCAUAUAUAACGGCUAUUACCUUUUCUCGCCUCUGUUGAUGUCCGACGAAGUUUUAGAAUACGAGAUUUUUAGUAACACCAUCUUUUGGCUAAUAUAUCUAAUUUACCCCCUUUUUAUCCUCACCAACAGGAUUACUAAGAUUUUGAACGAGAUGGAGAAAACGGGCAAUAUAGUUCAUAACAUCUUAAGUUGUACGAUCGGCAAAGAAGCAAAAUCAGAGAUUUAUUGUUGUAGCUCAAGCAAUUUUCGCUUGAAAUACUACAUCGUAAGAUACGAUUCACAGCUAAUGGAUACUUCACUCUUGAUAACAGUUUUCUUUAUUCGCUGAUCGGUACGGUAGUGACGUAUCUAGUGAUACUUGUACAAUUUCAAAUGGGAAGCUCGAGAUCACAAUGUAAUUGUACACGUGAAAAUUCGUAAAACACAGAAUAAUAACAAAUUGAAGAUAAACAAGACAACGAUGUAUCAGGAAGUUUUUUGAAUUGAAGAAUUUUAUAAAUUCAAUUAUGGAUACCGACACGUACGCAGAAUUGUAACGAUGACUGUGUAUCCGUAACUUUCUAAUGUAAUUUCCUCUAAUAUGUGUUCUUAUAUGUAAUCAAUUUUGAUCUCUACAGAACUGAAGGAUAAAGAGGUGUAAAAAAAUAUAUAUUAUACAUUAAUUACAUAUAAUUAUCAAUUAAUUUAUUCAUUAUACAUCAUAUCUUGAACGGCACUCGAUUAUUAUAGAAUACAAUGAUAAAAUGGAAUUCUAGUACAAAUUUCUCUAAUGUGUGAAUUUUCUUUUUUAAUGCCGUCAUCCAUUGAUUUUGCCAAUAUUUUCCAUCUUUCUCAUAAGAAUAAUGUCUUAUAACAAUCAAUUUUCUUACUGUCAUAGAUCAUACUUUCUCGUUAUACCGGCUCGGGAAUUUUUUAAACAAUCGUUAUCGUCAAAUACGAUCGUCACUAACGACGGUCAUUAAAAGCUAUUAAUUCCUACAAGUACCUCACGAAGUUCAUCUCUCAAUGCGAUCCUAUCCAGCUAUAGCGUAGGCCCACGUUUACGAAUGUCAUUUUGUAUAACAUAAAACGGUAUAGUAAAUCUUUCAAUCUUUGUACAUUUAAUAAUUGCACAUUAAAUUUUAAAGUAACACAGCAUAUGGUUUAUAAUUAUACGACAGGCAUUUUAGCUACUUUCCUUGUUGACUAGAAAACUAGUUUCCGAGACAAUUUCCGGGACUAGUUUCCGUCUUUCCUAAUCACAACCAAUUAAUACUACGUCGGCGAAUUAUAGCCCAUUCAUCAUCGUGAAUUCG
Messenger RNA from Formica exsecta, 2670 nucleotides. RefSeq names its product putative gustatory receptor 28a. Bases 441 to 1703 code for a protein of 420 amino acids. The record is from RefSeq and is a predicted model, not a curated record. Gene Ontology annotation, cellular component: membrane; neuronal cell body; axon. Gene Ontology annotation, biological process: sensory perception of taste. NCBI's taxonomy places the organism in Eukaryota, Metazoa, Arthropoda, Insecta, Hymenoptera, Formicidae. The transcript is spliced from 4 exons.